Lagenorhynchus albirostris (white-beaked dolphin) is the source of this 4192-nucleotide messenger RNA. RefSeq names its product serine and arginine repetitive matrix 1 (gene SRRM1). The coding region runs from base 953 to 3460 and encodes 835 amino acids. NCBI's taxonomy places the organism in Eukaryota, Metazoa, Chordata, Mammalia, Artiodactyla, Delphinidae. Gene Ontology annotation, molecular function: RNA binding. Gene Ontology annotation, biological process: mRNA processing; regulation of mRNA splicing, via spliceosome. The record is from RefSeq and is a predicted model, not a curated record. Gene Ontology annotation, cellular component: spliceosomal complex. The transcript is spliced from 15 exons.
UCCCCUUGUAGUGAGCAUGAGAUUAAAGUUUAGAACUUUUUUAAACAAUCUUUUCUUUUUUUGUGGUUGUGUACUCAUUAUUGCUUGUUCGUCUUUUGCAAUUUAGAUAAAUGAUAUAACAUUAAACUCAAGGUGGUUGAGUUGCAGUAGGGAGUCGGAAGCAAGCCAAGGGAACAUCUUUCUCUACAGGGGACUUGGCGAUUCCAAACCCCCAAGGUUCCAAGAAGAAACUGAAGACACCUGGAAUCUGUACUUGCUUUGUGCUAUUGAGCUGUGCUUGUUAUAUGGACCUUGUUGCUUGACCAACAGAUUUAGCAUUUAAAAAUCCAGUUAUUUUUGAGAAAUCUUGACCUCUUAGCUCUUUGUGGACAGUUGAGAAUUCAAGGCAUUGUUAUAAUAGAUUUUCCUUAUGUAGAAGUCAGGCUUUCAGCUUAGUCUUCAAAAGUUAGAGUGCAUGCAUAACUUGUUAGUUUUCAUAACUGGACAGUAGAUAUUUUAUAGAAAGCUAUCUACAGUGUUAGAGAGAAGUGAACAGUUUAUGUACUUUUCCAUUUCUCAUUGAGGGAAAAUUUCCAGGCAAGCAAACACUUUCCUUAUUAGUAAAUGCAAGAAUUUGUGGAUGUUCCAUGAUGGUUUUUAAAGUUAAUAAAUGUAAGGCCCACUAACAGCCAUAGUCUAAAAAUACUUACGAAAUCCACAAAGGAUUAACAGGCUCUCUGAUGGCUUUUGGUAGAGUGAGAGAGAAUUUGGUAAUCUGUGCUAGAGAUUAUAUUGCUGAAAAACUACUAGGGAAAGCUAUUUUUAAAAUAGUAAAGAAUAUAUAUGUAUCUAAGCCCCUAUGAUAGACUUAAAAAAUACUAAUUUAAAUGAGUUUUAGGUUGGUCAGUUGGUUUGUUUUGAAGUAACCUGUUUCUCUUCCUGUCAUGUCUUUUUGCAGAAUCCAGACUCCAAAAUGAUGCAAAUCAACCUGACUGGGUUUUUGAAUGGAAAAAAUGCUAGAGAAUUUAUGGGAGAACUGUGGCCCCUGCUCUUAAGUGCACAAGAAAACAUCGCUGGAAUCCCUUCUGCUUUCCUAGAACUGAAGAAAGAAGAAAUAAAACAGAGACAGAUUGAACAAGAAAAGUUGGCAUCUAUGAAAAAGCAAGAUGAAGACAAGGAUAAGAGGGAUAAGGAAGAAAAAGAAAGCAGCAGAGAAAAGAGGGAGCGGUCUCGAAGCCCAAGAAGACGCAAAUCCAGAUCUCCUUCCCCUAGAAGACGAUCUUCCCCUGUCAGGAGAGAGAGAAAGCGCAGUCAUUCUCGAUCUCCCCGUCACAGAACCAAGAGCCGGAGUCCUUCCCCUGCUCCAGAGAAGAAGGAAAAAACUCCAGAGCUCCCAGAGCCAUCAGUGAAAGUAAAAGAACCUUCAGUACAAGAGGCCACUUCUAACAGUGACAUCCUGAAAGUUCCCAAGCCUGAACCAGUACCAGAGCCUAAAGAACCUUCUCCGGAGAAAAACUCCAAAAAGGAAAAGGAAAAGGAGAAGACCCGACCAAGAUCUCGGUCGCGUUCCAAGUCAAGAUCCCGGACACGUUCUCGCUCUCCUUCUCAUACUCGACCGAGAAGGCGCCAUAGAUCCCGAUCAAGAUCAUACUCACCUAGAAGGCGGCCAAGCCCAAGAAGACGGCCAUCUCCUCGAAGAAGAACUCCACCGAGACGAAUGCCUCCUCCACCAAGGCACAGAAGGAGUAGAUCUCCAGUGAGACGAAGAAGGCGUUCAUCGGCAUCCUUGUCCGGGAGUAGCUCGUCCUCUUCUUCAUCUCGUUCCCGGUCACCGCCAAAGAAGCCUCCAAAGAGGACAUCCAGCCCCCCUCGAAAAACUCGUAGGUUAUCUCCUUCAGCAAGUCCUCCGAGACGAAGGCACAGGCCAUCACCUCCAGCAACUCCACCACCAAAAACUCGUCAUUCCCCGACACCCCAGCAGUCAAACCGUACGAGGAAAAGUCGUGUUUCUGUCUCUCCAGGGAGAACUUCAGGUAAAGUGACAAAACAUAAAGGUACUGAGAAAAGAGAGUCCCCUUCACCAGCACCCAAGCCUAGAAAAGUAGAGUUAUCUGAAUCAGAAGAAGAUAAAGGUGGCAAAAUGGCUGCAGCAGAUUCUGUGCAGCAGAGACGCCAAUACAGACGACAGAACCAGCAGUCUUCCUCUGAUUCUGGCUCCUCCUCUUCCUCAGAAGAUGAGCGACCCAAAAGGUCCCAUGUGAAGAAUGGUGAGGUAGGCAGGCGGCGGAGACAUUCCCCUUCCCGGAGUGCCUCUCCAUCACCUCGAAAGCGCCAGAAAGAGACUUCCCCUCGGAUGCAGAUGGGAAAGCGAUGGCAAUCGCCAGUGACUAAAAGUGGUAGACGGAGGAGAAGCCCCUCCCCACCGCCUGCCAGAAGGCGCCGUUCUCCUUCUCCUGCUCCUCCGCCUCGUCGACGCAGGUCUCCCACACCACCACCACGACGCAGGACUCCUUCUCCUCCCCCACGUCGUCGCUCACCUUCCCCAAGAAGAUACUCUCCUCCAAUACAGAGGAGAUAUUCUCCUUCUCCACCUCCAAAGAGAAGAACGGCUUCACCCCCUCCCCCUCCUAAACGAAGGCCAUCACCGUCUCCACCACCAAAGCGUCGGGUCUCCCAUUCGCCACCUCCCAAACAAAGAAGCUCCCCAGUCACCAAGAGACGUUCGCCUUCGUUGUCAUCAAAGCAUAGGAAAGGGUCUUCCCCGAGCCGAUCUACCCGGGAGGCCCGGUCACCACAACCAAACAAACGGCAUUCGCCCUCACCACGGCCUCGAGCUCCUCAGACCUCCUCAAGUCCUCCAGCUGUUCGAAGAGGAGCAUCGUCAUCACCCCAAAGAAGGCUGUCCCCAUCUCCAAGUUCUAGGCCCAUUAGGAGAGUCUCCAGGACUCCGGAACCCAAAAAGAUAAAAAAAGCUGCCUCACCAAGCCCUCAGUCGGUAAGGAGGGUCUCAUCUUCCCGAUCUGUCUCGGGAUCUCCUGAGCCAGCAGCUAAAAAGCCCCCAGCACCUCCAUCCCCUGUCCAGUCUCAGUCACCCUCUACCAACUGGUCACCAGCGGUACCGGUUAAAAAGGCUAAAAGCCCAACACCAAGCCCAUCACCGGCAAGGAAUUCAGACCCAGAAGGAGGUGGAAAGAAAAAGAAGAAAAAGAAGGACAAGAAACACAAAAAGGAUAAGAAGCACAAGAAGCACAAAAAACACAAGAAGGAAAAGGCUGUAGCUGCAGCUGCUGCAGCUCCUGUGACCCCUGCAGCCAUUGCUGCUCCCACAACCGCGUCAGCACAGGAAGAACCAGAGGCAGAGCCAGAGCCUAAGAAGGAGACUGAAAGUGAGGCUGAAGAUAACCUUGAUGACUUAGAAAAGCACCUGCGUGAAAAGGCCCUGAGAUCAAUGCGGAAGGCUCAAGUGUCCCCACAGUCCUAGGUGGAAAUGUUUGUUAUGAUGUAAAUUUUAUUUGGUUUGUACGCAAUUCAGUUUCAAAAUUGCUAAAAAUGUGUUUGAGCUUUAGACUAUAACAUUUGUUGUAAUAAUUGCUAGGUUGAAGUUCACCAUGUAAAAAAAAAAGGGCAUGGAUUUACAUUGCAAAAGGUGUCCACAGUGUAUUAGUGACAUUCUUUCAUUGACAGCUGACAUAAAUUCAUUUAGAGUGAAAUAUUUUAAGCCAAAAAAAAAAAAAUCCCCUUUUUAAAAAAGGGGGUUUAAAUAUUGUUGGCAUUCUUAUGGUUCCAUUAAAUGCCCCUGUCUAUUCCCAGAGGUUUUUCUUUCUACUUUUUCUUUCUUUUUUCCUUUUUCUCAUUUGAGUCUUAGCACCCAUUUAAGUUAUGAUGCUUCCAACCUUGUAUGGUUUUUGCAAGCUUUCCCAGAAAUAAGACCACUGUUGAACUACCACAAAAGUAUAAAUGAAUAUUUUAAUGCCACAAUCUUUCCUGUUGCCUGUGGAGUCUCUGCUGAAAUGAAUCAGGAUUCGAGCUCUAGGAUGAGACAGAAAAUGAAAGCAUGUUGUUUGCCAGGACACUGUGGGUUUAUAUUGAUGUGUAACAAGUUGAUUUGGAACACUGGAAUUUCACUCUGUUCUGUUUAUUUUUAUUUUUUGUAAAGGCAGUUAACUAGUCCCAGGAAGGAUCCUUCAGUUACAUAAAAUUUUGUUUUAUGAAA